Molecule: messenger RNA, 4428 nt
Organism: Sapajus apella (tufted capuchin)
Lineage: Eukaryota; Metazoa; Chordata; Mammalia; Primates; Cebidae
Gene: CSNK1G1
Product: casein kinase 1 gamma 1
Exons: 12
Coding region: 488-1756 (422 amino acids)
Biological process (GO): peptidyl-serine phosphorylation; signal transduction; endocytosis
Cellular component (GO): plasma membrane; nucleus; cytoplasm
Molecular function (GO): ATP binding; protein serine/threonine kinase activity
Source: RefSeq, a predicted model, not a curated record
UUUAUCGCUGCCAGCUCUAGGUUUGUCCUAUAAGACGCGCCAGGGUACUCUGCGGCUCCGGGAGGAGGGCGGGGCCACGCUAGUGGUUCCGGUUCGGCUCCAGCCGCCCCUCAGCUCCUUGCCUUGCCCCUCCCCUCCGCCUUCUCACCUCCCUCCCGCUCCUGGGAAAGAGAGAAACCACUGCUGCGGGUGGGUAGAGAAGCACUCGGCGCCUUGGGGAGGGAACCGCGCCCGCCUCUUUUGCGCCUUGCAGCACUGCUGGACCAGGUUACAAGAUGUUCACCUAAGCUUGAGACCUACUGACUACAUUUCCUACAGGAACUAAUCAAUGUUUUUUCAUCUCCUGGAGAUACAUUAGAAACAAAUAUGGUGCUAAAAGAACUCCUUACCUUUCUCUGACUACGAUUUAUUUGGACAUACUUUUGUAUUGAAGAGAAGUAUACACACUGAAGCUACUUGUUGUACGGAGAUUGUGUCCUGUAGGAUCAUGGACCAUCCCAGUAGGGAAAAGGAUGAAAGACAACGGACAACUAAACCCAUGGCACAAAGGAGUGCACACUGCUCUCGACCAUCUGGCUCCUCAUCAUCCUCUGGGGUUCUUAUGGUGGGACCCAACUUCAGGGUUGGCAAGAAGAUAGGGUGUGGGAACUUCGGAGAGCUCAGAUUAGGUAAAAAUCUCUACACCAAUGAAUAUGUAGCAAUUAAACUGGAACCAAUAAAAUCACGUGCUCCACAGCUUCAUUUAGAGUACAGAUUUUAUAAACAGCUUGGCAGUGCAGGUGAAGGUCUCCCACAGGUGUAUUACUUUGGACCAUGUGGGAAAUAUAAUGCCAUGGUGCUGGAGCUCCUUGGCCCUAGCUUGGAAGACUUGUUUGACCUCUGUGACCGAACAUUUACUUUGAAGACGGUGUUAAUGAUAGCCAUCCAGUUGCUUUUUCGAAUGGAAUAUGUGCACUCAAAGAACCUCAUCUACCGAGAUGUCAAGCCAGAGAACUUCCUGAUUGGCCGACAAGGCAAUAAGAAAGAACAUGUUAUACACAUUAUAGACUUUGGACUAGCCAAGGAAUACAUUGACCCUGAAACCAAAAAACACAUACCUUAUAGGGAACACAAAAGUUUAACUGGAACUGCAAGAUACAUGUCUAUCAACACGCAUCUUGGCAAAGAGCAAAGCCGGAGAGAUGAUUUGGAAGCCCUAGGCCAUAUGUUCAUGUAUUUCCUUCGAGGCAGCCUCCCUUGGCAAGGACUCAAGGCUGAAACAUUAAAAGAGAGAUAUCAAAAAAUUGGUGACACCAAAAGGAAUACUCCCAUUGAAGCUCUCUGUGAGAAUUUUCCAGAGGAGAUGGCAACCUACCUUCGAUAUGUCAGGCGAUUAGACUUCUUUGAAAAACCUGAUUAUGAGUAUUUACGGACUCUCUUCACAGACCUCUUUGAAAGGAAAGGCUACACCUUUGACUACGCCUAUGAUUGGGUUGGGAGACCUAUUCCUACUCCAGUAGGGUCAGUUCACGUAGAUUCUGGUGCAUCUGCAAUAACUCGAGAAAGCCACACACACCGGGAUCGGCCAUCACAACAGCAGCCGCUUCGAAAUCAGGUGGUUAGCUCAACCAAUGGAGAGCUGAAUGUUGAUGAUCCCACGGGAGCCCACUCCAAUGCACCAAUUACAGCUCAUGCCGAGGUCGAGGUAGUGGAGGAAGCUAAGUGCUGCUGUUUCUUUAAGAGGAAAAGGAAGAAGACUGCUCAGCGCCACAAGUGACCAGUGCCUCCCAGGAGUCCUCAGGCCCUGGGGACUCUGACUCAAUUGUACCUGCAGCUCCUGCCAUUUAUCAUUGGAAGGGACUCCUCUUUGGGGGAGGGUGGAUAUCCAAACCAAAAAGAAGAAAACAGAUGCCCCCAGAAGGAGCCAGUGUGGGCAGCCAGGGCCUAGUGGGUCAUUGGCCAUCCCCGCCUGCCUAAGGCUCUGAGCAGGUCCCAGAGCUGCCGUUCCUCCACUGCUUGCCCAUAGGGCUGCCUGGUUGACUCUCCUUCCCAUUGUUUACAGUGAAGGUGUCAUUCACAAAAACUCAAGGACUACUAUUCUUCCUCCCCUUAGUUUACUCCUGGUUUUUACCCUACCCUCAACGCUCUCCAGCAUAAAACCUAGUGAGCUAAAGGCUUUGUCUGCAGAAGGAGAUCAAGAGGCUGGGAGUAAGGCUAAGAAGGUAGGAGGAAAAUGGCAAACCUAGGCUGGAGAACUCUGUGUCUCCAGUGUGCCUGGCAGUAUGGUUUCCUCUUCCUCUGUGCCUGUGCAGCAUUCAUCCCAGCUGGCCAUGGGGUUCAGGUUCCUUCUUCCCUACCUCCUGUGAAGUUACACUGUAGGACACAAGCUGUGAGCAAUCUGCAGUCUACUGUCCGUGUAUGUUGGCGUUCUUAGCUUUCUUGACAAACUUUUUCUCCAGGUGGUAGUAGGACAAUGAAAAUUGUUCUGAGCAAAGGAAAGAAAACUGACUUUAUUGCACUUUUAGUUUUUUUAAAAAAACAAAAACAAAAACAAAAACAUGCAGAUGCAUAUUGUGUCUGGUAUUUGGGGUUUUACUUUUAUCUAUUUUGAGGGGGAUGGGGCCAGCCAAGCCAUUCAGAGAGAACAUGGGUCCAGAGGACAUUCUCAGUGGAAAGAGUUUGAUCUGCAGCACCCAGAAGAGAAGCCAAACUUGGUGUCAUUCUGAGUGAACACUCAGGUUGACAAGAAAACAUACUUGAAUUUUCAUUCAUCUUCUCAGCAGCUGAAGAAUGUCCCUACCAGAGCAUCUUGACCUAAUCAACUUACAGUUUGAAAACCUAGCUCUCCAGCACAUGAGAUGAGCCAGCCGAGCCAGACUGUGACCAGAAAACAGCUUAUCCCAGAGACGAAGAUGCUUAACAAAAAAAGUUGAAAUUGUUUCCUCUGCUGCCAGGGACUUCCAGCUAGAUAGCUAUGUAACUUCCUGGUGAUCUGAGGGACAAAUUAGUGAUGGAACAGCCACCACCAUAUUGCUAUUAGUGGGAAAAAAGAGGAGGAUGGUAAACCUGCCUUCCACCUGCCAGAGGAGCCUCGGGGUAUGGCAUUAUAGGGCCAGGAAAAGGAAAUUGGUGUAUCCUGUCUGCCCUAAUAGCUGAGCUGUAGCUGGCCCGCCUUAUCAGAAACCAAGCUCAUGAAGCUCUUCUCCCAGCAGGUCCAUAGCAGUAGGCUUAGGAUGCAGUAUGUGGGGCUGCAGUUAAAAGGAGGGAAAGAUUGAUUGGUGCUGGAACAUUCCAGGGAAAAGGAGACUGGCGCAAAAGGUCUGAAAUUAUCUUCUCAAUUGGACAUACACUCCUUCCAGAAAAGUGGCCGUGCUUCUGAGCAUGUUUUCGCCCUAUGCCCUCUGCGUCCCCCCAUGGUGUUUUCAUAUGAGGUACUACUGUGAAGGAUCUUGGUUCCUCAUUCACUGUUUGACAAGUUUUUCAUGUGUGGAGUUACUCUUCUCAUGCCCAAUUUUCAUUUGAGUUUAGUGGCUUCACCAAACAAUGACUCCUCAUUGCAGAGGUGACAGAGGAGAAAGGGUCAUUUAUGUCAGGAAGGAGGUCUUGUAUCUGGGAGUAGAGCGCUAACUAUGGAGCACAAUGGCUGGUUGGUGACUUAGUCUGAUGUUUUGUGGAGCAUAGAAGUCUUCACGUCUGGCUUGAGGUGUAGGGCUGUCUUUUGGACUGGAGGGUGUGGGAUAUUUUCUGGUAGUUGGCAUUUCUUGAAAAUUCCCUUAAUGUACCUUACACAGAGCAGAAAUAGCAGCAUUCGCAUGGAUCAGAGGUACUGGGCUUCAUCUGUUCCAUUGGACCUUGGCUAGGAAAUAUCAUUUCACUGGCAUCAAACCUGCUUAGCUUAUGGAAAGUUGGUAAUAUGUCAUUUCUGUAAUUGUUUCUAUAUAUGAAACAUAGAGUGGCAGGAAGAUGCAGUCCUUUCCACAAGGACUGUGAAGAUUGGGAUUUGUGUCCUUGCCAUUACCUAAUGGUUACAGCCCUGUCACUAAAAUUUACAUAGUUUCUCAGUUGUGAUUUGAGCAACUCUAACUUAUAGAAAGUUUAAUUUUUUCUCAUCCCUGUAUAGAAAAUGCCUUGCCUCUCAAGAGAUGGCAGAGUGGGGCCGGGCAGAGUGGGUCUGGGCAUGGUGGCUCACACCUAUAACCCCAGCACUUUGGGAGGCUGAGGCAAGUGGAUCACCUGAGGUCAGGAGUUGGAGACCAGCCUGGCCAACACGGUGAAACCCCGUCUCUACAAAAAAUGCAAAAAUUAGCCGGGUGUGGUGGCACACGCCUGUAGUCCCAGCUACUGGGGAGGUUGAGGCAGGAGAAUCACUUAAGCCUGGGAAGCAGAGAUUGCAGCGAACCAAGAUCACACCACUGCACUCCAGCCUGGGCAACUGAGUGAGACUGUCUA